UAGUUUUACAUUGUCAGACCUCAGAUCUAACCUAGACUUGCAACUAAAAUUCUAUAGAGCUGUGGCCAAGUCACUGCCAUUUUUUUUUUUUUUUUUUUUUAUUGCUCCUGCAGCUAGUUACUGGACCGGCCAGCCGACUCAGCUUCCUGCGCACGUUGAUCUCUCAAUGCCUAGUUUUCUUUUCUGUUAAAUAAUAGCUUGGAGAAUGUUGUUGUAAGGGUGAGAUUACAUAUGUGAAAAUGCCGGUUAUCCUCAAAUGAUUUCAUGUGGAUGGGGUAUCUGCAUGGCAGUUGUUUCUUAUGGCAUCAAAUGAUAAACAAGAUUGUCUCACUGGCCACAAUCAAUGUCCUUGCCUUUAUGAUACAUCAAUGUGGGGAUCUAUCUUGGCUUCAGUGAAAGAACAGCUCCCAUCUUUUGACUCAGAUUCUUCCUCGUCAGAUGAAGAAGAUGGGGAAUUAUUCAUCUUCCAACGAGAUGAAGAAGAUCUGAUUCCAGAUUUAACUGAAGAAUUGGCAGAUGAUCCAGACAUUCAGCAGCUUCUGGAAUCUGUGAAAAACACUGGAAAGAACUGGUAUGAAGAAAUAAAGGAUUCAGCUGUUCUUCAAGGGAAAGACUCUAGUAGGCCUUUGCUGAUUAGCCCAGCAUUUGGAGACAAAGAUGAAAAUCAAACAGGCAUUUAUUUCAGAAUCACUGAAGAGAAUACCAAGUGGCAGAAAGGAGAUAACUGGGACUUGUUUAGGUCUAGAUCUCAGGCUCUUAUCACAAGACCCCAAGUAGAAGAGUUUCCAACUUCAACCUAUAAAAAAGAUCUCACAAUUGGCAAUUUAGGGACUGGUAAUUUAUCUCCUUUUGAAGAGUCUGAUUCCACAAAUAUAAAGGCUAUCAGAAAAGAAAGAAGAAAGAUGAUAGAGAAAAACAUACUUCGCAAGGAAAUCAAGGAGUUUCCACUUGAAAAUUUAAAUUAUUCACAUUUCACAAAAUCCAUAUCCCAUGAAUCCACUGAGUCAGGGGAUGUAGAAGAAAAGAUUCCAGCCAAACAUGAAGGCUUGAAACUUGAAUCCACUGAGUCAGAAGUUGUAGAAAAAAAGAUGCCAGCCAAAUAUGAAGGCCUGAAACUCCGGUCUCUUGAGAUACUUGAAGAGUGGGAUUUAGAUGAGCUACUUCAAAAUCUGGAGGCACAAAAAGGCCAGGGAGAAUGUACAAGACGAGCCAUGUGCUGGGAAGUCGAGCCACCUUCUAAAAGCCGAGAAAACCUUGUGUCCAACUCCCAGGACAAGCUUAUGGAGCAAUUAGUUGCCCUCUGCGCCAGACAAUCUAAAAGUUUAUCUUCAUCCUAUAAGAAGACAUCUGAUGAGCUCAUGGAGGACCAGACCAGAAACAGAAGUUCUAGCUGUAUAUCACAUCUAACAGGAGGACAGAGUCAUGACAUGGCUAAAGGCACAAAGCUGAAGGGGAUAAUGGAACCUCCCACAGUUUUCAUUGACCUCAGGCAACCUGACCCGAAGAAAUCAGUGCCUCUGAUCAGGGCCUCUGGGUCAGAAUACAGAUUCCAGAAUCAAAUAGAAGAGUUCAGCUCCAGUGAUAACUCUACAGAAAGUGAGGAGGAGACUCCAGAUAUGAGAUUUGAGAAAGGACCCAGAGAGAGAAUUUCACAAAGACCAAGGGACCAGACUGGGAAAAGUUACCUGUUACAACAGCUUCGUGCUUUCCAGAAGACCUCUCAGUCAUGUGGUACUGAAACUAAAGUAAUUACUCAAAAUACUCAGGAUACUGAAGUUUUUGAAGACAUGGCCAAGGUGGGAAUCAGGAGAAAACAAGUGAUAACAAGAGAGAGACAUCAGAACAUUUCAGAAAGGCCACUGGCAUCCAAAUACCUUCCACUCCUGGACCUAGAGGCCAAAGUAGUUGGAAGAACUAAUGUGGAAUGUAACUGUCUGCCUAACCUUCAAAAGCAUUCACCAACAUGGAGCCCACAACUACUCUCAAAGAAGCAAUUCAAAUAAGCAUCUCUUGGCAUAACAAAAUGAGUUGACUUCAUGGAAGGAGUAGAAAGAAUUUCAGAUCAGUGUCCUGCACUGCACUAGAUAAAAGCUCCUGGCAAAGAUUACAACCUUCCAAAACGGCCACUUACACCAUGAAGAAGCUCUUAAACCACUUCAUUGAUAAAGGAAGCUUUGCUUUCCCAUGGCAUGGGAUGCACAUUCAUGGGUUUGCCCUAUAUCAGGCAAAUGAGGAAACACAUCACAGCCUUUGAUAUCUGCCAAGAUAUGAAAGCAGCAAAUCAUAGGAGGCAUUCUUCAGUCAUCACUUAGAUUUCCUUUUGUUUCUUGGAAGUAAAGAGACCUGGGCCAUGGCUCAUAAGUUUUUUCAUCUCUUAUCUAUCAGGACCCUGACUGUGCAGGAGCUAGGGAGGCAGCAGAAGACUCAGCCAUCAGCCCAGUAAACACUAGGUUGAGGAAGAUAAUUUAAACUAGUUUUCAAGAAAAUCAGAAAAGGACCUCUAGUCUUGACUGUGACCAGGAACAAGCCCAGACUGCUUUGAAUAGUUAUGGCUUCCCUGGACCCUAAAUAACCUCCACCCACAUCCGUAUGUCCUUAGACUACUGUAGGACCAGAACUUCCAUUUGAUGUUGGCAUAGAGCUGCCCAACAUUUUACUACUUGGUAUUCAAAGGCUUCUUGUUUUUAAAUUCCAGUGUUUCUCUUUUCCCUUUUAGUAUCAGCAAAUGUAUUAAAAUAUUUAUUUCUCCAAUAAAGUAAUGGAAUGUCAACUUUUAA
Antechinus flavipes (yellow-footed antechinus) is the source of this 2777-nucleotide messenger RNA. RefSeq names its product dynein axonemal assembly factor 8 (gene DNAAF8). The transcript has 10 exons. Lineage: Eukaryota; Metazoa; Chordata; Mammalia; Dasyuromorphia; Dasyuridae. The record is from RefSeq and is a predicted model, not a curated record. The coding region runs from base 300 to 2003 and encodes 567 amino acids. Gene Ontology annotation, cellular component: dynein axonemal particle. Gene Ontology annotation, molecular function: dynein complex binding.